AUGUUGGAAUCGGCGACAAGUUUCCCUCCCGCUCUUGCAGGGGGACCUCGGGGGAACGAGUCUCUUCGGGCGUGGACAACCAGGCUGCAGUCGAGGUUGGCCGACCAGAAACGCGCCGAGCAGGAACGCGCCGAGCAGAGUCUGGCCGAGGAACACGCAAGAUUGGAGCGGGGCGGAACCAAUGUCGCUCCCGAUGAACGCAGUUCCUCGUCUAGGCCUGUCCUCCGUCGGCCGUUUUAUUUUCGAUUUAGAUACACAAACUUUAUUUCUAUACUAAUUUCAAGUUGCUUCCUUUGCAAAGAGGUGAAACGGCUCAUCAGAAAACCGGCCAAUAGCUGUCCCCGCGGUACUGAAUCAACCGACACAGACAAGCUGCGCGAGCUCGACCGGCUGGUAGCAAUGGCCAAGGCUCUUGACGAAGUGGCGGCUGGAGAGGCAAUGCAAUUGCUCUCUCACGCGGUUCCCGUUGUCGGUGGACUUGCGAGCUUCGCAGCCGCAGCUUUGAAGGCCAGGGACCACCGCAUGCAAACUCGACGAGUGGUCAAGCAUCUUCAGCCUUCGACUUACGUUCACAGUCGGCCCACCGGCCUCAACCAACUUUUUGAUGAUUGGCAGAUCACCGACCUGGCAGCUGAUGCGGUUGAGCGCUGUUCGCUGGCGAGAAGAUUGGCCCUACGAAUGACGGAAGGUCUUGCCGCCGGCACCAUCUCCACGACCGACAACUCGGUCGGAGGGCGCGGUUGGAAUCUGGACCUCGGCGCGUUGCCAGACGGUACGAGCGAGGAAGCCGUCAUGGAAUGGUUCACGGAAGAGGUCGCGAACCACGAGGCCAACACCACCGCAAGCAGAGGGACCCCCGCAGAACAGGCUGGGAGGCGGCUUGGGAAACAGCACCUCAAGAAGCUACUGAUGGCAGUGGGACAAGGCCGCCUCCUAGGCACGAACACUACAGAAGAGAAGGUUGAGAAGCUGCUGGAGGUCAUCGCCGGCGGGUCCGGCAGUAGGGUCACUAAACCCCCCCGUGCGGAAGACAAAUCGUUGGUGGAGUAUCCUGCGGUACCAGCUCCAUCCCACGACGGUGACUUGGAUCGGGACGCGGAGUUUGCCGCUCUCAAAGCAAAAUUGGAAGCACUAGAGCUCGCCGAUGAGAGGCGGCAAGCAAAAUUGGAAGCACUAGAGGUCGCUGAAGAGAGGCGGCCAGCAGAGUUUGAGGAAUUGCAGUCUGACAACAAGCAGCUUGCGAUUCCUGCCAGAUAUCGGUUAAGGCCCCAAGUAUAUAACUGAGUAUUGACGUUCAGCAGAUGUAUACAUACCAAUACGACUUCGCUGCUUGCUCCAGUAAUCGUUUUUGUCCUAUGUAUUAGCUUAAGGGUGUGGCUAAGCCUACGAUGUUGAAGCACAAGCAGUACCAGCGACAAACUCGGCCGACGCACCGGUCAUGAAUGCGCGAAAAGUACACUCCAAUCGCAUUUAGGGCCAAGUGGUGAUAAUGAUCCAAGCCACGUCCCCACUUAAGCUCUGGCGUCCCCACUUUAGCUCUGGCGGCAUUGCGGUCGUGCCAAUAAAUGUUGUACGGCAGCUCGAUGGCCUCGGUUUCUUUGCGCUGGCACUCACUGAAUUCCACAUGCCCUGCUUGAUUCCUCGGUGUUCAAUAAAGGCCAGGCCACAUCUCUCUAUUAAUGCCUCGGGUCUCGAUCGGAAAAGAGCACAGAUCUUCUCGGCUGUUUGCCAUGUCUUCGUUCGGGACGAAAGGCAUCGCGAUCAUGAAGAUAGGCUUUGCGAACAUGAUGCUACCCAUAGCCGGCAUCAGAGGGCACUAGACAGCAAAGAACAACAAGCGAACAUGUGAGUUGGCUCGGUCGACGGGUUCUUGGGGGCAUUAACGCGUGUGGCCCUUGGCCCUUGCUCGUUUCCAUUCCGUGCGCAUUUGCUUGCUAGAUAAAGCUACUCAGAAUGGUGGGCUAGGAUCUCGAACUUUCGAUGGUUCCGGAGGCUAGGAAACAAGAACCGUACGGGCACCGGUAGGCGACUAACCUUACGCGUUUUGUGCGUCAAAAAUGAACCCGAGGGACAUUCUUAAUGGUGCGUGUUUAGACUGUUUGAUGACUUUGUGUACUUUCAAGUUUUGGUUUGAGGAGAACACAUAACCGCUUGUUUUCGAAUCUCGUUUGACAACGCCACCAAGUAGGGCUGGUUCUUCGUCCCACAGUGAGAGAUCUAAUCCUUGACCCGGAAAGGACUAUUCCUAUCUGUAAAAUCUUGCGUGCUCAGAAGUCUGGCGGAGUAAAUCGAACGUAUGGUUCCGUUCAAGUCGGCCGUCAUGAGUUGUAGGCAAACACAACAAGCGGACGCUUUCUGGAGGUCUCGCGCGUAGACCAGUUGCUAUGUUUUCUCCUCUGCGCCGCUCGACAACCCCUCUUUCCUCGUCCUGCACAAAGAGCUUACCCCCGUGCACAGCUCAUUUUGCAUCACCUGUUCUCGUGCCGGUCACCGGGCCGCGUGGAAGCGCUAGCUCUGCUGGUGUUUGUUUGCAUGACUUACCAGGGAGUAGUAGGCUUCUCUCGUGUUUGGCUUCGUUUCCUUGGUGGGUAUUUGUAUCGCAAAGCUAGCUAGCUCAGAUAUAUAUCCUCCACUGCGCGGUUCAUUUCCCCACCACAAGCGACGCCGCUGCGGACCAAGGUUUGUUUCUGAACGGGGUGUGUCAAGCACAUGUGUUUGGCCUCAAGACCAGACAGGCAUGGGAGUGUGUGUCACAAAUGGCCAGGUAGAAAAUAUCAGUACACCCCAACCUGGCUCUAGGGGUGCGUACAUGCGUGCGUGCGUGCGGUAUAUCUUUGUGUUGCGUGCGAUGUACCUUCGUGUCGCGGUUGGCGAUCUUCUGUUUUCAUGUUUGCUCCCAAUUGUUGCUCCUGUUGGUUUUUCUUGUAGUUUUCACAUUUUUCGAUGCCCUUGCAUCGGAGAGCAAUCGGCCCGGCCCUUCGAUUUUUGUAAGUUGCUGUUUCUGUUUUUCUGUGUUAUUGUUGAAAUCGUUUUCCGCGUCGUCCUUGUUUGGUUUUGUGUCGUUGUUUGGAUUUCUUGCGCAUUUUUUUUUCCUUGUUUAGCGUCAGAGGCUGUGGAGAAAGUUUGACUCAAGACCUUGUUAUUAUGGAGUGAACAGCAGGGCAAGCAAGCCCUGCACACAUGAAGAGGGUCCGCCCUUCCAGUAACGUAUACCAACCUUACGUACGAACGACCACAUUUGGCGAAGAAGGUAAAGACCCUACCCGCCGAGCACAGAAUAGGUGAUUCUGCAACGUGACGUUGACUCCUCCGCAGCAAGCUCGGCCGAUCACAAGCGCGAUUCUUUUCACAUGGACAGUCCAGCGAAGAAUGUCCGGGAUGCAGGCGGGAAGUGCCAGAUUAGGGCGUACUCUGCGGUGGUGUAACGCUCGAGGCGUGCGACCGCACAGCCCCUCGACGGGUAGGUGGUGGAGGAAAGACUUUCCUGGCGGACACUGCCACGAGGAGACGUCAAUUGGGGUUCUUGCGCGGGCUACGCGAAGGGUUGAUGGUAGCGUCUUGAAUUGAGGGGGAGUCUAAUCCCU
This is a messenger RNA of Ectocarpus sp. CCAP 1310/34, 3584 nucleotides long. The record is from the annotation of a GenBank genome assembly. Lineage: Eukaryota; Phaeophyceae; Ectocarpales; Ectocarpaceae.